UCUUUUUGGCGCCCGUUUAGAAUAGGUGUGUUUCAGUACAUUGUAUUACCAUCGAGUUUCCAUUGGAAAUACGUUCAGUGGAUGAGAACUUAACCUCUGAAUCAGUAUUUUUGACGGCCUAGCACGCGACUUUACCAUUGUCUUUUCGAUACAGUUGUAUUUCAUUGCAUACGGAAUUUUUUUUUUUGCAAAAUGUUCGGUGGACAACAGCCAAUAUUGGUUUUAAGCCAAAACACAAGAAGAGAAUCCGGUCGAAAGGUGCAGCUGGAAAACAUAAAUGCCGGAAAGGCCAUCGCUGAUGUCAUCCGAACAUGCUUGGGACCACAAGCCAUGUUGAAAAUGUUGAUGGAUCCAAUGGGCGGCAUUGUUAUGACCAACGAUGGAAACGCAAUUUUGCGUGAAAUCACCGUUCAACAUCCGGCUGCAAAGAGUAUGAUCGAAAUUGCACGCACACAAGAUGAAGAAGUAGGCGAUGGAACCACAUCUGUCAUCGUUUUGGCUGGUGAAAUUUUAACCGUUGCUGAACCAUUUUUAUCUCAACAAAUCCAUCCAACGGUCAUCAUUCGACAAUUCCGUGAAGCAUUAGAAUACAUCAUUGAAUUGCUUGAAGGAUCGAAAUUCAACAGUCUCAGUGUUCCAGUUGAACGUAGCGACAAAAAAACAAUGCAAAAAGUCAUUAAAUCGUGUGUUGGAACCAAAUUCAUUGGCCGCUGGGCAGAUUUGGCUGUUCAAAUUGCAUUGGACGCAGUCGAAACAGUUGCAAUCAGCGAAAAUGGUCGCACUGAAGUCGAUAUCAAGCGAUAUGCUAAAGUCGAAAAGAUUCCAGGCGGUUCGAUCGAUGAAUCGCAAGUAUUGAAAGGUGUAAUGGUCAACAAGGAUGUGACACACCCGAAAAUGCGACGUGAAAUCAAAAAUCCACGUAUCGUGUUGCUUGAUUGCCCGUUGGAGUACAAGAAGGGUGAGAGUCAAACGAGUGUUGAAAUCGUUGGCGACCAAGACUUCACACGAAUGCUUCAAAUCGAAGAGGAGCACGUACAACGUGUUUGCGCUGAUAUCAUUGCUGUUAAGCCAGAUUUGAUAUUCACCGAAAAGGGUGUUUCGGAUUUGGCACAACAUUACUUAGUCAAAGCUGGAAUCACAGCCAUUCGUCGUGUACGGAAAACCGAUAACUUGCGUAUCGCUCGUGCUUGUGGCGCCACGAUUGUGAACCGUACCGAGGAAUUGACGGAAAAAGAUGUUGGCACUGGCGCUGGUUUGUUUGAAGUUAAGAAAAUUGGCGACGAAUACUUCACCUUCAUCACCGAAUGCAAAGAUCCAAAAGCCUGUACGAUUUUAUUGCGUGGCGCAUCAAAAGACGUGCUCAACGAAACCGAACGUAACUUGCAAGAUGCUUUGCAUGUAGCGCGCAAUUUGGUAAUUGAACCACGUAUCGUGCCAGGUGGCGGUGCCAUCGAAAUGGCCUUAUCAUUGGCGCUGAUUCGCAAGAACAACCAAUUCCGUGCGAUCGCACAAGCCUUGGAAAUCAUCCCACGAACACUGGCACAAAACUGUGGAGCAAAUACCAUUCGCACGUUGACCGCACUUCGUGCUAAACAUGCAUCACAACAGUCCGGCUUGUGCACGUGGGGUAUCGAUGGUGAAAGCGGUCAAUUGGUUGAUAUGAAUGAGCGCGGCAUCUGGGAACCAUUGGCUGUUAAAUUGCAAGUGUAUAAGACCGCCAUUGAAACAGCUAUACUUUUGUUGCGUAUCGAUGAUAUUGUAUCCGGUUCAAAGAAGAGAAGCAACGACGGCGGUAUGCCUACUCCAAGCCAAGCAGCAAUGGGUGCUGAAUAAAAUCCCCAAAUUGAAACUCACACUACUAAUUAAAAAAAGUCUUUAUUUUUCUUUUGCUUAGUUUCACAAAAUCUUCACAAUUUUCAGCAUAAACACGAAAAAAAAAAACACCUUAAACACUAAUACAUUUUGUUUCAUCCAUUGCCGAAACUAUACACACACUGUAUUAAUUUGAUCAAAAAAGCGUUUGUAACUGCGAACCAAAAUAAUAAAACAUAAUGAGAGUUACAAAA
This is a messenger RNA of Sitodiplosis mosellana (orange wheat blossom midge), 2066 nucleotides long. It is a transcript of the gene CCT3, whose product is annotated as T-complex protein 1 subunit gamma. The transcript is spliced from 4 exons. Gene Ontology annotation, cellular component: chaperonin-containing T-complex. Gene Ontology annotation, molecular function: ATP binding; ATP-dependent protein folding chaperone; ATP hydrolysis activity. The coding region runs from base 193 to 1833 and encodes 546 amino acids. Gene Ontology annotation, biological process: protein folding. NCBI's taxonomy places the organism in Eukaryota, Metazoa, Arthropoda, Insecta, Diptera, Cecidomyiidae. The record is from RefSeq and is a predicted model, not a curated record.